This is a messenger RNA of Blepharisma stoltei, 603 nucleotides long. Lineage: Eukaryota; Ciliophora; Heterotrichea; Heterotrichida; Blepharismidae. The record is from the annotation of a GenBank genome assembly.
AUGGGCUGUAUCGAGACUAAAUAUCCCAGAGAGAUUAUAAAAACUCAUGCUCCCGCCCCAAAAGAAAAAGAAAUAAUCGAAAAACCUAUUCCAAUUGCCCCAAGAAAAGCUGUAGAUCCUAUUGAUACUCCAGAUGAAGAAGCCCAGUUUAUAAUUCCUGAAAAAGAAGUCAAAGAAAAUCUUGAAAAAAAUGACAAAAAGGCCGAAGCAAUGAAAAUCCCAAUCAUUAAAACAGCAACAGAAAGCCCAAAAGACAUUCUUUAUAUGCCAAAGCAUAAUGCAAAACCCUCCUUUGGAGAAAUAACCGAAAAAAUAGAAGAUAUCCCACAACUCACAUCCCGAUCAAAGCCAGAAACUGUCCCCCAAAAAGUACCUGAAGCCUCAGCUCCUAAUAAUGAUCCUAAAAUCGACAAUAAUUCCUUGCCCAAGAAAAACGUAGUAAAGUUACCACCAUUGGAAAAGCCAAAUUUUCCUAAUAUGUUCCCGGACUUUGAUUUCUCUUUUCUAGAAGAGAAAAGAGAUACUGAAAAAUUCCACGCAGACACAAUAAGGGAAAAACAAAUGAUUGUAGAUCAGCUUAUUGAGGAAUUUAAUGAUAUUUAA